AGCACGUAGGACCUUAUCUGCUUCUGAGUUCUGGGCCAUUUGCAAAGAGCGGUAGGGAUAUAUCCUGAGAAGGCAACAGGGGACAUAAUCAAAGUUUGUACAAGGAAGAGAGAGGCAGGAGAGUUGAAAUUGUGUUAGCUGGAGGUUUGAAUGUGCUGGUGACUAGAGAAUGAUUCUCAGGCAGAGGGCUAGUGGAACCUAAGCGCCAACAUGUCGAGUUGGGGCUACGUGGAUCAGAGGGAUGCAAACCUCAAUAGCUUCACAACAUUUGACGAUGACCUGGGAUGGGACGGCUUUGAGGGAACGAGCUCCGACGGCAUCGUGCCGGAUCGCGAGAGCCCCCCCUUGGAGAUUCGCAAGGGGAAACGCUCUUCCCGUAGCCGAUCUGCCAAGUUCGCCCCCCCAGACCAGCGGUCACAAAACCCAAAGAGCAGUUCAGCAGACGAAUGGGAGGGGGUGCGGACUCCCUCUCUGAGCCCCCCCCUGAGCCUUGGGAAUGGCAGCAACUCUGGCCUUGUGCCGAGCGUUUUGGAUGAGGGGUUUGAGGGAUCAGGGGCAAUCACGGAUGUUGUGGGAGGAAGCUUGAAGGGGGAGGUUGACAUGCGGCUGCCCUCGGGCUCGUUCACACUGGACAACUUGGGGUCAGGGGACCUGGUGGGAAUGGGCCCUGGAAAACGGUUGUCGGGGGCUGUGGACUACGGAUAUGAGGGGCUGGGAGACAUGGAUGUUUGGUUCAAGGGCCCGGAUACCAGCUCCGUUCCUUGGGAGCAGUCAACCCCCCUCCGUAACAGCCUCUCAAAAACAGACGUCAAAGUUGAGGAUGAUGAGGGGGACGAGCUAGUGGCUCAGGUGCUGAACGAAGACACGCCUUCUCCCCCCCAUCGCGACUUCGACAGCGGGAAAGAGAACCAGAGCACGCUCACAAGCGAUGAGAGCCAGAGCAACACGCUGUAUCCCUUCCAGGAUGAGAACCGCGAUUGGGGAAACAGCACGUCAGGUGGGGAGGGUUCAGCGGGCUUCCGGCACCCCCCGAAAGGGGUGAGGAGUUUCCAGAACGAGAACGGGGGUGCGGACGUCAAACCAAAUCUGGCGGGGGGUUUUGAGGGAGGGGUAAUGAGCAGUGAGCUCAAGGAGAAGAUGCAGAUGCAACUGAACAGGGAGAAAGAGCGGAUGAACCGGCAGAUUCAUCAGCAAUUGGUGAAGCAACAGAAGGAGCGAGAAGAGCAGCUGAGGGCGCAACAACAGCAGGGGCAGCAGCUGUUUCGGAAGCAGGAGGCGGAGCGGCAGUUCCUGUACAUGCAGGUACAAAAGCAGCAGCAGCAGCAACAAGCACUGGGCCCAAUGGUCGGGACCUCCCCUGUGCCUCUGAUUCCCGAAGCUAGCAAGGAGGACCUCGAAAAACUUUCGCUGGAGCUGUCGGCUGCGGAGCCUCGCCCGUACCCUGAUCCUGCGGUGCUUGAGUUGCCGAUGAGCGUGCCGAGCACGAGCGGAAGCGACGACCCAGCGGUGGGCCAGGAUGAUGCGUCGAUCAAGCGCGCGCGGCGGCAGGCGGUUGCGCGGCGGCUCGAGCAGAACGGCAAGCGCGUCCCGAAGUCCCCGUCCUUCUCCAACCUCUCGAGCAAAGGCUCUUUCUCCCCGUCCCAACAAACCAGCUUCCAUGCGCCGCCACCCCCGUCCCCAGUAACUCUUCCAGGGGGGGCGCUCCACCACUCGCCGCCCCUAAAUCCGACCCCCCCUCCAGCAAUGCCCCUGCGGCCGCCCCCCAUCGUACUCCCCUCCGAGCCCCAAAUGUUUCGGCCACCCCCUGGGGGGGUGACGGCCUCCCCAGUGCAGGGCUUGAUACCCACCCCCCCAAUGGGGGGGCCGAGCCAAGGGGGAUUUCCUCCCCCCCAGUACGGUCAAAACGCCCGUCUGCAGCAGCAGCCCGGGCUCCCCCCGGGUCCACCGGCGUUCCGGCCGUCGAUGUACUACCCGCCUCAGCAAAUGGGGGGUGCCCAGGGCACGUAUUUGUCACCCCCCGGAACGGGGCAGAUGGCAUGGGGGGGCAAUGCGAUGGUGGGCGUGGACCCCGGGCUGCAAGUCCCGGCGGACGACGACUCGGCGGAGGCGAACGUGUUUCGGGAGCUCGAAGGGGCGAUGCGAACGUUGGACGUCGGCAUGCGGCUGACCCUGCGCGACUCGCUCUUCCGCCUCGCCGACUCCGCCAGUCAGCGCGCAGUGACGUCAGCAGCCGCAUCCGCGAGCGGGAGCACUGCCGACACCACUCACUCCGGAUCCAACACUCCGGGGGGGAACGGCGGCGAGAAGGAGAAAGUAACGCAAAUGAUCGAUCGAGCGGUUGCGAACCUUCUCUACCACAAGCAGCUUGCUCCGAAGCCGGAAGAGCUCCCUCCCCCCCCGCAGCAGUGGGGGCCGCCGCAGAGCUUUUCGGGGGGGUACGGCAACGGGGCGCCCAUGCAGCAGAUGCCCCCCCCGGGCGGGCAGCCGAUGAUGGUGCCCGCUCUGGGGGGGAUGAAUUUGCCCAUGAUGAGCCCCCUCCCCCCGCAAGACUGGUACUGGCACGACACUGGACAGGGAGGGUCGCAGAUGGUCUCGAACGCUCAGUUGGCGUUACCCCCCAGACCGAGUACGGGCCCCAGUAACUCCCUCCAGACGAAUUCUAACUCGGGAUUUGCACCGCGGUAUAAGCGGGGGAGAGCGGGCGUAAAGCUGAAGGAAGCCGCCGGAAAGAGCCUUGGGGGGGGUGCGAUGCACGCAAACCCGCUAGCGAGGAGAGUGCACACUAAUCCGGUCGUCUUGGGGGGGUUUCCGAACGGGGGGAAAGCCCCCCCCGGGGGCAGGUUCGGCGUGCCAAAACCAAAAGAGGUGGUCAAGCCGGGGACUAUGAGCAGUAGCGGAGCAAGCACGAACUUGGGAUCGGAGACUUUGCAACGGGGGGGUCUUUUACCGGGCUUCGAAGGGGGAGGAAAGGGCCAGAAGCACAAAAGCGGGGGCGAGGGCGACGUUCAGGGGAGCCCGAAGCUGGCGAGAAGUUCGGAGACGGGAAAGUCGGGGGUGUCGUCAAUCUGCGCUCUGGGGGGUAGGGAUCAAGCGGUCGUGGAGGGGGGGGCUUGA
Messenger RNA from Klebsormidium nitens, 3114 nucleotides. NCBI's taxonomy places the organism in Eukaryota, Viridiplantae, Streptophyta, Klebsormidiophyceae, Klebsormidiales, Klebsormidiaceae. The record is from the annotation of a GenBank genome assembly.